This is a messenger RNA of Uranotaenia lowii, 5508 nucleotides long. Its product is annotated as transcription factor hamlet. Gene Ontology annotation, molecular function: RNA polymerase II cis-regulatory region sequence-specific DNA binding; DNA-binding transcription activator activity, RNA polymerase II-specific. The transcript is spliced from 9 exons. The record is from RefSeq and is a predicted model, not a curated record. Gene Ontology annotation, cellular component: nucleus. The coding region runs from base 1210 to 4497 and encodes 1095 amino acids. Lineage: Eukaryota; Metazoa; Arthropoda; Insecta; Diptera; Culicidae. Gene Ontology annotation, biological process: regulation of transcription by RNA polymerase II.
GAAGAAUUUGUUAGUCUAUUCUUAGCAUCCGACAGACAGACAACUCGACCGAGCAGGCGACGACGACUGUGACGGAAAAUUGCGAGAUUCGUCGUGACACAGCAAGGACGACGCGAACGGUUUUGCGGAAUCGUACCGACCGAGGUCCUUGGCGAGGCUCGGGAGAGUGUGCUCGGGUCAGUGUAGUAACUAGAUUGUGGUGGGUUGUCUGGAGACUGUGCCCUGGUCUGUGAUAGUUUUGUGAAACUCUGGUGAGGUAUUGGCGGAUUGUGCCGGCUAGAGUUUGUGGGGCCUCCUCCAGGUGGACAAGAGUGAUCGAUUAGCAUAAAUGAAGGCUCGCCAGAUUUGUUGGUGGAUUGUUGUUGUCGUUUCUUCGUGGUGCAACGUGGGUGAAUGAACAAAUUUUAAAGUUGCCCCCUUUUUCCGUUCGCCCAAUUGAGAUCAAAACUGGAAGAAGGAAGUGAUUUAAAGGGUGAAUUUUCUCGCGUAGUCACGCGAGCCGAAACGCCUUGUUUAAGGAAAAAAGUUGCAAAUUGCCACUUGACCGUAUCAAUUGGAAUCCCGUGGAAUCGUCCAGAACAACUUUGGGGAAUCGAUUCCGGUAGACCCUUUGCCGAGCUCUAGUGCUGUAAUCGGUUUGCUUUAAUAGUGUGUUUUUCGGUUCGGUUUGGAAUCUAAUCGAGGUCACGCAUAGCCAUCGGCGAACCGGUCACCAGAAAUUUCCCUCCGAGGAGUCAGGUUUAUUUUAUGGGUUUUCAUUAACCCCGCGCAAGCUUCGUGAUUACCAAUCUUUGGCCACCUCGAAAAGCCUGUGAUUUUUAUUGGCCACGUGACUCAACAACACUGUAGUGGUGCCGCUAGGCGUAGUGUCGUGAUCUUUCGUGCGUGAUCCGAAAGCAACCAAACCCACCCCCAUUCCAAAACAAUCACCCUAUUGGAAGAGAACGAGCAAAAUGAUAAAUAAUUCUAAUUAGGAUAUAAAUGUUUCUGGUCGUGAUCCCCGGCCUUCUUGAGCGCCACCUUCGCAUAUCGGUGAAAAGGCUGGCUGAUUCAGUGCCUCUGAGGGGAGGAAGUUGUUAUAAUUCUAAUAUAAGUAGUGCCCGGUGAACCGUCGGAACUUGAUGGUCACCCCCGGGAGCUGAUCCCGAACAGUCGAAAACAGUAGCAGUACCCUAGUGAAAAAGCGGCAGAAGCAGCAAUUCGAGUGCUAUGGUUGAUAUCGAAUUCAUGAUGCCAGGCAGUAGCGGAGACGAGUCGAACUCUUCGCGUGGCGUCCCCUCCAGUCUGGAAGUGCCUUCGGGGCUGCAGGUCAUCCCGUUGAAUCAUCUGAGAUACCGGCACGGCAAUCAUCACAUCCAGCACCAUCAUCCGGAGGACCACCACCAAACGAACGGCGGCGGAGGCGGUAGCCCCACGGCGAAGGACAAGCUGAUGCAGAACGAACGGUUGGAGCAACUCCAGAGUGCCGAACAGUUCCUGCUUCAGAUGGCCCGGUUUCAGCGACCGCCGCAGGACCUGGACAUCCGGAACGGGACCGUGCUGGCCAGCAAACCGAUCGCCAAGGGCACCCAGUUUCCGGUUCCCUUCCUAGGGAAGUUUUUCCAGGAGUCGCUGGACCGACGGGAGUUCAUGGAUUUGAAUCUUCGCGGUUGGCUCGAUGCCACCCUGGACUCCACCAACUGGUCCAAGAACAUCCGCAGCACCGAGAUCCCGGCGGAGGUUAACGUGCAACAGUACUACCGAGAUGGUUUGCUCUGGUACGAAGUGAUAUGUGAUAUCAGCCCGGGUCAGGAGCUGUUGCUCCGGCACCGGCGGGAACCGGUCGAUGACAGGAGUGACCGAGGAUCGGGUUCUCAACACAGCGAGGCGUACGACGACGAGUACAACACAUCGGCCGAUCUCGAUUCAUCUAGUCAUAGGGAACAACUGCACGGCAGCAGCGGCGGCAGUAUCCUGAACCUGAACAACAGCAGCGCUAACAACAACAACCACAGUAGCAGCAGCAAUAACAGCAACAACACCAGUGCCGGAAGUGGUGCCGGAGGUGGCCCGGACGGAACCGUCGAAUCCGGCGAGGAGGAAGAGGACGAGGAAGGUUACGACGCCCGGUGUGUGGUUUGCGAUCGGCAGUGCCACGAUAUCGAUCAACUUGACGAUCAUCUGGUGAUAGCGCAUCACUAUCCGAAGGACGCGUACCGGUGCGAGCUCUGUCCCAAGGCGUACUGUUACCGGCCCAUCUUGCUGAGACAUCGCGGCGUAGUGCACGGCGAGAUCAAGCGGUACCCGUGCGAAAAUUGCCCGAAGGUAUUCACCGAUCCGUCGAACCUUCAGCGGCACAUCAGGAGCCGUCACGUGGGCGCCCGUAGCCACGCCUGUCCCGAGUGCGGCAAAACCUUUGCAACUUCAUCGGGGUUGAAGCAGCAUAUGCACAUUCACUCCUCGGUCAAGCCAUUCCAGUGCGAGGUUUGCUUCAAGGCGUACACCCAGUUCUCGAACCUGUGCCGGCACAAGCGCAUGCAUGCCGACUGCCGGAUGCAGAUCAAGUGCAACAAGUGCGGCCAAAGUUUCAGCACACUAACGUCCCUGUCCAAGCAUAAGCGGUUCUGUGAUUCGACUUCCGUCGGAGGAGGCCCAUUGCAUCCAUCGGCAGCCGCAGCCGCAGCCGCAGCCGCAGCAGCAGCCCAACAACAGCAAUCAGUUCCUGGCGUUCCAAAUCUACCGCACAACAUGGCGACCCCGCCAAAUCCUUUCCUAAUGUUCCACGGCAAUCCCUUCUUUCCACCCGGAUUCCGUUCCUAUCCGGCGAUGCCAGCCCUAUUUCCACCGAAUCCAAACCAAGCAACUCAGUUCCCGCUGUCCUUCUUCCCCAAACCAAACCCCGGUCCCGUUGAUCUGGAUCGGAAGACCCCAUCGCCUCCCCGGCAUCUUAACCUGAUGGAACAGUACGGUCAACAGGCGAUGAAGAUUUCUCCUCCAACGGGUGAGGAAGCGACGAACCCGCUUAGACCUUCGCCAGCUCGCCCGAUUCCAGUCAAUUUCAAUUCCAUUCCUUCGAUGACUUCAACGCCGCUACCAUCGGCGGCCACCAUUCCGACCACGGUUCUUCACGCUGGCAACAGCACCACUAACAAUAACAAUCACAUCAAAUUGGAGGAGGAACUUAACCGGAGCAGCCGCCAGAAUGGUUCUGUGGAUAGUAGUUUCGCUUCUCGAGGUGCUCCUUCCGAAUCCCAUAGCUCCGAAGAUGAGCUACCCUCGGGGGUGAAGGACUUCUCGAUGGGUGAUAACUUGAAACGACGCCGAUCGCCCAUCCAGUGGGAGCUCAGUUCCGGCUCGAUGGAUAUCAAGGAAGAGAGGCAGUCGCCGGAGCGAAAGAUCUCCAUCGAUGUGCUGAACGAUGAUGAAGACGAUGAGGAGGAGGAAGAAGAUGAUAAAGUCAGCGAACCGGAGGAAGUUCCUCGGAAGAUUUCCAAAGUGGAGUCCUCGGAACAACCUCUCGAUCUCAGUGUUACCAAAAAGAGUGCAGAAACUCGUAGUCCGACACCGAUCGAGGUAUCAACGCCAACUCCGACAGCCACUCCAACAUCGGAACCGGCUCCACCGAGUACCCCGAAAACGGUUCACUCGCCACCGAUGACUGUUCCCAGCCCGUCGCCUUCGCUUUCUCCGCGUCCCACACCAUCACCUUCAUCCCAAGGUGGAGGCAGCGGCGUCGGAGCAACCACCACAACCCAACCGAUCUCCUAUCCACGUCCGAUCUACCCAAUGCUCCUGGAAGCCAUGUAUCGUCCCGGAUUGCCGAGCUUUCAGCGGCCACCGUUCAAUUUUUUAGGCACCCUUGGGCCGAAUUUUGAUUUGCUCAAGCGUAAUGCCACCUCCUUCCCGCCGAAACCCUUUCACGAGGCCAUCAUGGCCGCCGGUGGUUUGACGGGUGGCGGCAAGGUGAAAGAUCGCUACUCGUGCAAGUUCUGCGGCAAAGUUUUCCCUCGCUCGGCCAACCUCACCCGUCAUCUGCGCACACAUACCGGUGAGCAGCCCUACAAAUGUCGGUACUGUGAACGGUCAUUUAGUAUAUCUAGUAAUUUGCAGCGUCAUGUGCGUAACAUUCACAACAAAGAGCGUCCGUUCAAGUGUCACCUGUGCGAGCGCUGCUUCGGCCAGCAGACGAAUCUCGAUCGGCAUCUCAAGAAGCACGAUGCCGAUGCCGCCGGACUUGGCCUCGGACUGGGCGAUUCGCCCUCCUCAAACGAAGCCGAACGCGAGGACACGUACUUCGACGAGAUUCGUUCGUUCAUGGGCAAGGUCACCUACUCGGGAACGGCCGUCGCCGAUCGACACUAUCACGGCGGUCAUCACCAUCUGUAUACGCCCAUCGAUGUGACCAGCGUCGAGCCGGAACUCGAGGACGGUUCUAGCGACGUCGAAAGCGAUAUGAUCAACAUCGAUUCCGACAAGGAACCGAUAAACAACAACGACACGAUCGAGGUUUCCACCUAGGCUGGAUGAUCACUAGCAUCUUAGAGCACCCACCCCCACAACACACCAACUUGUACAUAAAGCUGUUGAUUGGACCAAAACUUAACUUGACCAUUUGGCGGUCCAAAUAUUCAAAUCGAAAACCAAACUUGUAAAUAACCUUGAUUGGACCUCCGCAUACCAGUGUAAACUACUUAUAUCAAUCAAAGAAACAGAGAGACCCCCAUGCUCACUAUUAGUAAAUUAGUUGCGAGAGAAGCCAUCUUCACCCAAAUACAACAACAUGUUUGACCACACGCUCACCUAUUAGUAUUAAUCAACGCUAUAAGAUUUCUAAGCAAAAAACACUUUGAACCUAAUCAAGCCUAACUAGCUGCUUAAGUGAUUAUAUAAAAGCUGUAAAUAAUUCAAUCGAAGAGAAAAAAACAAACACAAAUCCACACGUUUAAUCGUAGAUCAAAUAUUUUCGGUGAUAUCGAUAUUGUUUUUUAUAUAUAAAUAUUUGUACAUUGAUGGAGGCAUUGAUUUUUGUUCAUUUUAAAUUAGUCGGUACGAAAGUUAAACUUUUCAAAAUGGUAUGAAUUUAGUUGAAACCAAAAAAACUGUUUGCACCCCAAAACCCAACUAGUUACUAGCUUAUUCGAUAGGAAAAUUUUAAGCGUUUUCUCGCGCCUAACGCAAGUUUGAAUUUAUUUUAGUUUAUAAUUUAUUAUUUCGGUUAACCCCACAGAGAGCUAAUAUAAUUCACACAGUCAGAGAAGGGACGGUCGAAAGAAAGAAAAAAAAUCAAUCGAAACAAAUCAUAACAUUUAAGCGCUAUCCAACUUGGAACAAAAAAACUUGAAGAUCAAAAUCCUAUUCACUUAACACAAAAACAAGUAAAAAGCACAAAAACACAAACACACACUGUAUAUGAUCGACUACUACCUAAUACUACUACUACUACUACAUUUAAGAACAAUUUGUUAGUUAGUUCUAACCACCUUGAAAGAAACAAAAAACAUACACUUUAAGCUCAAUUUUUCAAAUUAA